This is a messenger RNA of Penicillium maclennaniae, 1326 nucleotides long. RefSeq lists its product as uncharacterized. Lineage: Eukaryota; Fungi; Ascomycota; Eurotiomycetes; Eurotiales; Aspergillaceae. The transcript has 2 exons. The record is from RefSeq and is a predicted model, not a curated record. Gene Ontology annotation, biological process: regulation of transcription by RNA polymerase II. Gene Ontology annotation, molecular function: DNA-binding transcription factor activity, RNA polymerase II-specific. The coding region runs from base 1 to 1326 and encodes 441 amino acids.
AUGGCUGCUAUCCUUGCAAAUCCCGAAGGGUCAAAGUACGAAUAUUACUUGAUGGUUGAGUUCCGACUGAUUCUCGGGAACCGAAUGCUGAUAUCUCCAAGUGUGACGAAUUUCAGCCCGCCUGCGGCACAUGCUCUUCUAGAGGCGAACCUUGCUCUUAUCCCAGCCCACGCAUUCCUUCGAAGAAAAUCUCUAAAGUCAAAAGGGGAGAGUCGAGCCACGACAAUAGAUGCCCAUUGCCAGACUCUUUUGGGUUCUCGGAUGGAGCUCCGCCGCUCAACGCGACAUUACCAGCUAUUUUCUGGAGCCAGGGGCAUCCACAUGAUCACACAGCAAGCUGAGGCUAACAGGUCUGGCGUACUUGACCCCUCAGAUACGGUGGACUUGACAAUCAUCAUGGAGCAUCAUCAAAGAGGGCUGGAAGGCUUCAGAAAAGAGGUGUCUUGCAUAACUUCCUCCAAUGUCGAACUUGCUUUUACGGGCUCUUUGCUUCUUGUCGGGUUUGCCUUUGCAUCCCUUAGAGUUCAGGAGCUCAAUCCGCCUGACAUGAUUCCCGAAGAAAUGAACAGAGCAACAAUUCAUUCCUCCCCAACAAAUGGCAUCUUACGUCUCAACUGGUUAUAUCUUAACCGAGGGGUAUCAACUGUGAUACAAGAUCAAUGGGAUGUGUUAAAAGCUAGUCGACUCCGGCAGAUGGUGAUAUACCCACACGGCGAUGGGUAUUUGAAGGAUUUACCGUUCGAUGCAUCAUCAUCUCGACUUUCUCGUUGCUCACCUCGCCUGUUCAAAUUUGCCGAAGGCGCCAGCGAAGCAGUCGCCAAUAUGAAAGCUUCUAUUUCGGGGCUUGAACCCGCUAAGGAUGACUUAUCAAGCCACUCGAGUGUGCGGACAUCCCAACCUUCGCCGUCUACAAGUCUAGGCUUAGUCGUGGACGAGUGCUCUGGCGCUAUAGAGAUCCUGGAGACGGUGUAUUCACGCAUUCUCUACGUAUUACAGUGCGCAGCUACUGAGACCUCUGUUGACAAGGAGAUCCAAUUGGAUUUUGAAGAGGCGGCGAUAUUGUCCUGGCCUAUCCUGCUUCCAAGUACGUUCUUGGCCUCGGUUCAGGGAACUGAACAUGAUUACUUUCACGGACACUCACUCGUCGUUCUUGCUCAUUUCUAUUUGGUCAAUACUCUAGUUGAUAGCUGGUUUUUGAGGGGCUCCUUCGAAAGAGAGAUACUCAAAAUCAACGAUCUUAUUGGUACCCAGACGGAGAGUCAACUGUCAAAGUUGAUGCUAUGGCCCAUUGAGGUCAUGAAUUUGCCAUCGACCUCCACUCCUUGA